CACAGUUUCCCAGGGUCUCUGGACUGGACUGUGUCUGAUCGCUACCUCUCUCUCCCCACUGACAAGACCCUAGCCACAUACAUCUCGAUAGACGCUACUGGACAGAAUGUCAGAUGUAAGACCGGAACUCUCUCUUGUCAUCCCUCCUCGGUAUCCGACCUUCCCCAGUGGUCCUUUGAUGGCUCCAGCACUUCCCAGGCCCAAGGUCAUGACAGUGAUGUUCUCCUGAAACCAGUCAACUUCUAUAGAGACCCUUUCUUCCUGGUCUGCAUUAACCUCUAUAACUAGUUUGGUGAUCAAUCUCAGCAUCCUAAUGUAUG
Molecule: messenger RNA, 320 nt
Organism: Geodia barretti
Lineage: Eukaryota; Metazoa; Porifera; Demospongiae; Tetractinellida; Geodiidae
Source: the annotation of a GenBank genome assembly